CGGGCGCGGCUUGGGCAGCGGCGGCGGCGGCGGCGACCUGAGGCGACAGCGGCCGGCAGGGGCGACGCCGCGGCCCGCGGACCCGGCAGCCGGAGCGCCGCGCUGGCGGCGGCCGCCGCGAUGAUGGAGAUCCAGAUGGACGAGGGUGGCGGCGUGGUGGUGUACCAGGACGACUACUGCUCGGGCUCGGUGAUGUCGGAGCGCGUGUCGGGCCUGGCGGGCUCCAUCUACCGCGAGUUCGAGCGCCUCAUCCACUGCUACGACGAGGAGGUGGUCAAGGAGCUCAUGCCGCUGGUGGUGAACGUGCUGGAGAACCUGGACUCGGUGCUGAGCGAGAACCAGGAGCACGAGGUGGAGCUGGAGCUGCUGCGCGAGGACAACGAGCAGCUGCUCACGCAGUACGAGCGCGAGAAGGCGCUGCGCAAGCAGGCGGAGGAGAAAUUCAUUGAGUUUGAAGAUGCCUUGGAACAAGAAAAAAAAGAGCUCCAGAUCCAGGUGGAGCACUAUGAGUUUCAGACACGCCAACUGGAACUGAAAGCCAAGAACUACGCCGAUCAGAUCUCUCGGCUGGAGGAACGGGAAUCUGAGAUGAAGAAGGAGUACAACGCCCUGCACCAGCGGCACACGGAGAUGAUUCAGACCUACGUGGAGCACAUCGAGAGAUCCAAGAUGCAGCAGGUUGGGGGGAGCAGCCAGACGGAGAGCAGCCUGCCAGGGCGGAGCAGGAAGGAACGUCCCACCUCUCUGAACGUCUUCCCCCUGGCUGACGGCAUGGUACGUGCACAGAUGGGGGGCAAGCUCGUGUCUGCGGGGGACCACUGGCACCUGAGUGACCUCGGCCAGCUGCAGUCCAUCUCCAGCUACCAGUGUCCCAACGAUGAGAUGUCAGAGUCAGGCCAGUCUUCAGCAGCUGCCACACCCAGCACCACUGGCACCAAGUCCAACACUCCCACGUCCUCCGUUCCCUCUGCCGCCGUCACACCACUCAACGAGAGCCUGCAGCCCCUGGGGGACUACGGCAGCAGCACAAAGAACAGCAAGAGGGCCCGGGAGAAGCGCAACAGCCGCAACAUGGAGGUCCAGGUCACCCAGGAAAUGCGGAACGUCAGCAUAGGUAUGGGCAGCAGUGACGAGUGGUCUGAUGUUCAGGACAUUAUCGACUCCACCCCGGAGCUGGACAUGUGUCCAGAGACCCGCCUAGACCGCACAGGAAACAGCCCCACCCAGGGCAUCGUGAACAAAGCUUUUGGCAUCAACACUGACUCCCUGUACCAUGAGCUGUCGACAGCAGGAUCCGAGGUCAUUGGGGAUGUGGAUGAAGGAGCUGACCUCCUAGGGGAGUUCUCAGUGCGCGAUGACUUUUUUGGAAUGGGCAAAGAAGUGGGGAACCUGCUGUUGGAAAACUCACAGCUUCUGGAAACCAAAAAUGCUUUGAAUGUGGUGAAGAAUGACCUCAUUGCCAAGGUUGACCAACUGUCAGGGGAGCAGGAGGUACUGAAGGGGGAGCUGGAGGCCGCCAAGCAGGCCAAGGCCAAGCUAGAAAGCCGGAUCAAGGAGCUGGAAGAGGAGCUCAAGAGAGUGAAGUCAGAGGCUGUCACUGCCCGCCGUGAACCCAGAGAAGAGGUGGAGGAUGUAAGCAGCUAUCUCUGUACAGAAUUGGACAAAAUCCCCAUGGCCCAGCGCCGCCGCUUCACAAGGGUAGAGAUGGCCCGUGUGCUCAUGGAGCGCAACCAGUACAAGGAGCGGCUGAUGGAGCUGCAGGAGGCUGUGCGGUGGACUGAGAUGAUCAGAGCUUCCCGGGAGCACCCAUCUGUCCAGGAGAAGAAGAAGUCCACCAUCUGGCAGUUCUUCAGCCGCCUCUUCAGCUCCUCCUCCAGCCCGCCCCCGGCCAAGCGCUCCUACCCGCCAGUGAACAUCCACUAUAAGUCUCCCACCACUGCUGGCUUUAGCCAGCGGCGCAGCCGUGCUAUGUGCCCGGUCUCAGCAGGCAGCCGACCCCUGGAGUUCUUUCCUGAUGAUGAGUGCACGUCUUCCGCCCGGCGGGAGCAGAAGCGCGAGCAGUACCGCCAGGUGCGCGAGCAUGUGCGCAAUGAUGACGGGAGGCUGCAGGCCUGUGGUUGGAGCCUGCCCGCCAAAUACAAACAGCUAAGCCCCAGUGGGGGCCAGGAGGACACCAGAAUGAAGAACGUUCCUGUCCCAGUGUACUGCCGCCCUCUGGUGGAGAAGGACCCCACCAUGAAGCUGUGGUGUGCCGCUGGUGUCAACCUGAGUGGGUGGAAGCCAAAUGAGGAUGACUCUGGAAAUGGAGUCAAACCAGUGCCAGGCCGUGACCCUCUGACCUGCGACCGGGAAGUGGAAGGCGAGCCCAAGAGCAACCACACAUCUCCUGAGAGGAAGAAGGCAAAGGAGGCCCCUGAGACGGACGCCACGUCCAGCCGGGUGUGGAUCCUCACCAGCACCCUGACCACCAGCAAGGUGGUGAUCGUUGACGCCAACCAGCCGGGCACCGUCGUGGACCAGUUCACGGUCUGCAACGCCCAUGUCCUGUGUAUCUCCAGCAUCCCUGCGGCCAGUGACAGUGACUACCCACCUGGGGAGAUGUUCCUGGACAGUGACGUGAACCCUGAGGACUCAGGCACUGAUGGCGUGCUGGCUGGCAUCACCCUGGUGGGCUGUGCCACCCGCUGCAAUGUGCCACGCAGCAACUGCUCCUCCCGAGGGGACACCCCAGUGUUGGACAAGGGGCAGGGGGAGGUGGCUGCCACUGCCAGCGGGAAGGUCAACCCAUCCCAGUCCACAGAGGAGGCCACAGAAGCUACAGAAGUUCCAGACCCUGGGCCCAGCGAGCCAGAGGUGGCUGCAGUACGGCCUGGGCCCCUCACGGAGCAUGUCUUCACUGACCCGGCCCCCGCCCAACCCUCCAGCACCCAGCCUGGCAGUGAGGAUGGGCCAGAGCCAGAUGGCAGCAGUGUACAGCCCCAGCCAGAGCCCAAUGGGGACCCCUUGGUGGUGAGCAGCAGUGCCGCACCUACUAUGUGGCUGGGAGCCCAGAAUGGCUGGCUCUAUGUGCACUCAGCGGUGGCCCACUGGAAGAAGUGCCUGCACUCCAUCAAGCUGAAGGACUCUGUGCUAAGCCUGGUGCAUGUCAAGGGCCGCGUGCUGGUGGCUCUGGCAGACGGGACUCUGGCCAUCUUCCACCGUGGUGAAGAUGGCCAGUGGGACCUGAGCAACUACCACCUGAUGGACCUGGGCCACCCACACCACUCCAUCCGUUGCAUGGCCGUCGUGUAUGACCGUGUCUGGUGCGGCUACAAGAAUAAGGUGCACGUGAUCCAGCCCAAGACGAUGCAGAUUGAGAAGUCAUUUGAUGCCCACCCACGGAGGGAGAGCCAGGUGCGACAGCUGGCAUGGAUAGGCGAUGGCGUGUGGGUAUCCAUCCGCUUGGACUCUACCCUGCGGCUUUACCAUGCCCACACGCACCAGCACUUGCAGGAUGUGGACAUCGAGCCCUAUGUCAGCAAGAUGUUGGGAACUGGCAAACUCGGCUUCUCCUUUGUGCGCAUCACGGCCCUACUCAUUGCGGGCAAUCGCCUCUGGGUGGGCACUGGCAAUGGAGUUGUCAUCUCCAUCCCCCUGACAGAGACUGUGGUCCUGCACCGAGGCCAGCUCCUGGGACUCCGAGCCAACAAGACAUCCCCCACAUCUGGGGAGGGUGCCCGUCCAGGGGGCGUCAUCCACGUGUACGGGGACGACAGCAGUGACAAGUCUGCCAGUAGCUUCAUCCCCUACUGCUCCAUGGCGCAGGCCCAGCUCUGCUUCCACGGGCACCGUGAUGCUGUCAAGUUCUUUGUCUCUGUGCCAGGCAACGUGCUGGCCACCCUCAAUGGCAGCGUGCUGGACAGCCCUUCGGAGGGUCCCGGACCUGCCAUGCCUGCCGCUGAUGCAGAAGGCCAGAAGCUGAAGACCGCGCUGGUGCUGAGUGGCGGCGAGGGCUACAUCGACUUCCGAAUCGGUGAGUGGGCACCGGCGGGGCAGGCCGUGGUAUGCCAGGCAGGACCCCUCACUGCUGCCCACUCUCCAGGAGAUGGAGAGGACGACGAGGCGGAGGAAGGAGCCGGAGAGGUGAGCCAGGUGAAGCCUGUGCUGUCCAAGGCGGAGCGCAGCCACAUCAUCGUGUGGCAGGUGUCCUACGCCCCUGAGUGAGGCCAUUGCCCCCCUUUCCACUGCCUGAUGCCAAUAUGUACAUAGGACCCCGCCGGCCUGCCCCUGCCUGCCCCGGGCACCCAUAGUCCCUUUCUAACCUCUCAACCUGCAGCUUUCACCUGAGGCCCAGGCCCCCGAGUGGCAGGGAGUGGCCCCCGAGAUGUGGGUGGAGUGGGCCAUGGGAGGGAGGCGGGAGAGGGAGGUGGAGAGGUGCCUGCAGCUCCUGGUCAGUACCCCUACCCAGCAUACUCAAGUCCCAGGGGUACCUUAGGGCUGGGGCAAGGCAGGACCAAGGUGGUUGUGGGCAGCCCCUGCAGCUGGCCUUGGCUCCACUGUUACCUCCUCAUUCCUGGCACCCCCAGAUCAGGAGCAGGGGCUUCACUCUGCCCUGUCUUCCCACCCAGUCUACUUGCUUUUGCAUGCUGCCCUGGGAGAGCCAGGCCUGGUGCCCAUCCUAUGCCCAGGGGUUUGGCGCUCAGACUGCCCAGGUGCCUGGGCCCUAGGUAAGCCCUAUCUAGGGUUUACACCUUCCCUGACUAAUGUCCCCUCGGUCCCCGCCCCAGCCUCCCCAGAGAUCUGGCAUGGAAGCUUGGGGCUAGGGUCCCUGAGGCAGCACCUUCAAAAGACAGACCAGGUACCCCUCACCCCCUGAAGCCCAAGGUCGUCCAGCCCCUCACUGACUGGUGUGCCCCAGGCUUCCCCUGGGCAUAAGACUCACCUUUAAGGAGCAGGACUUUAUAGUCCUGCUCCUCCCAGAAUCCCUUAGGGUGGAAUUUCUCAGGCUGCUAGGGCAGGCCCCGGCCUCAGGAAGAAGUGGAGGCUCCUGCCCUCUGCUAGGGUUAGUCCUAGGAUGCAGGCUCAGCCUCAGGUUGAUGGGGGAUGGUGCGCUCCUGGGGCCUGCUUCCUGCACAGGGCUCCAAGGAGCCGAGCUCCCAGACACGUACCAAGUGCCUAGCGUUGCCGCUGUGGCCUGCUCCCUCAGAGAGAACUGACAGGAGGCUGCCAAGCAGAGGCCGGAGGGGCUAUGCCACUGCAGCAGGGCUCUAGGGUUGUGGCAAGGGGGCAGGUGCUGCCCUUGCAGGUCUGCUCCUCCACCUUCCUGGGCCAGGCCUUACUCCUCCCACCAGAGGUACUGACCAGGGCAGUCUGGCCCCCGCUGCCCACUUCCUCCCACCAGAGAAGCACAGAUCUUGGGGAGCUGUCCCAUGAGCCCAGCUGGCCAACACAAGCUGCAGCCACAGGGAGCUGCAGGCUUCUCCCCACCACCCUGCCACCUCUCCACUGUGAUGUAUGUCCCAUGUCUGUCCCCACUGGAGUGUGAAAUGACUGGAGUGAGCUGGGUGGGUGCAAGUAGAGGAAAGGCCGGGUGUGCUUCUCCUCAGGCUUUGGCCCUGCAAGUGAACCCACGUAUCUGCUCUGUAUGUAAUAAACGUCUUAACACGU
This is a messenger RNA of Marmota flaviventris (yellow-bellied marmot), 5646 nucleotides long. The record is from RefSeq and is a predicted model, not a curated record. Lineage: Eukaryota; Metazoa; Chordata; Mammalia; Rodentia; Sciuridae.